Molecule: messenger RNA, 1609 nt
Organism: Mytilus trossulus (common blue mussel)
Lineage: Eukaryota; Metazoa; Mollusca; Bivalvia; Mytilida; Mytilidae
Exons: 7
Coding region: 117-1310 (397 amino acids)
Source: RefSeq, a predicted model, not a curated record
UGAUUUCAUACACUAUAUCUGAAGAUGCAUCUUAAGCCGGAUUUGUUACUAAAUCGGCUUAUCAUAUUGAGAUAUUUCCUGUAUAAAAUCUGUAUUUUUGACAUUUAUCACUAGCUAUGGAUAGAUCAAUAUUCAAUGUAGUAAUCUUGAUAGCUAUUCUAGUUGUUGGUGCAAAAUGUUUAUAUAUGGCUGAAUUGCAGUCAGGUGAUAAAAUCUGUGAGAGAACCAUUACGAGAACAGUAAUGUAUACUGCAUACACUACCAGGCAGAAAUGGGUUUGCAAUAUAUUUGGUAGAAACUGUUACUUUAUGUACUUUAUUGUUUCUGUAAAACAAACAAGAACUGAAACUGUUGUAACUCCAGUAUGUUGUGAAGGAUACAUCGAAGAGGACGAAAAAUGCAUAAGUACUGUAACAACAGAACCUCCAACCGGAAGCUUGGCGGGUAAUUUAACAAGUACCUCUCCGGUAGUAGUCAGUAUAUCAGUCGUACUAAUCCUGAUUCUUAUAGCGUUAGCUGUAGCACUUAUAUUUGUUUUACAUCGCAGAAAACUUAAAAUACCAUUUUUUGACAAAAGCCGAAAAGAUUCAGUAUCAAAGAGCCCAGUCUGUGUUGAACCGAACAAUGAUAUUCCCGAAUACCUAGACUUGGAACAGUCGAAAGAACCACCCAGUAAACUAAGUAUUGCAAAUGUCCUUUACAAUAAAAUGCAGACACUUCGAAGAACAAAGGAAACAAAAAACCAAAAUGAUUCUGAGUUACAGAUUUAUGACACGUGCGAAGAUACCUCAGACUCUUUAGAAUACAACAAUCUUAACAAAACGGGAAUUUCAAAAGGCAGUUUGAAAGGUAUGAUCACGGAGAAAGUUAACACCGUCAGUUCAUCAAUAAAAAGAAUAAGAGAGAGUUUGAAAUCAAAGGAAAAUGUAUCCGAUAAUAAAAAGGAAAAGUUAACUUCCAUGAAAUCCAUGGGCAGAAGUCAACUUGGGACCUUGCCUGAGAUUCCGUCAGAUAAAACCGACAACAGCAGCCAUGAUGUUACAUUAAGUGUUAAAAAACGUCGGUUUAUUCAGCCAAUCGGAGAAUUUCCGUUAACCGCAAAUACUGCGUACGGUGAAGUUCAAGAUGAACCAGUUGAAACGCUCGAAUAUUUGAACAAACCUAAAUUAUUAUCCAAAGAAAAUGAUUACCACGAAUUCGAAAAAAAGGAAAAUAGAAUAGAAGAAAACAUAGAUUCUGAAAAGGAAACAGAUUCUAAGGAGGACAUUCCUCCAGUGUAUGAUGACAUACACAUAUAUGCUGAUAUUUAGCAUAAAUAAACAAUAAAUGUUGUUUAACACUACGCUAACUUCCAGUCGUUCCAAUUACAAUACGCUAAAUCAUUGAAUAACUGUUAUAACAUAUGAUUGACAAAUAAGAAUGCAUUGGAAAUAUAUAUAUAUGAAAAAAGCUAACUAUUUAUUAUACAUUGCUGUAUUAUUAUCUAUUUUUUUGUUACAUGAUUCUAUGUUAAUUGUCAAUCAAAAGGCAACAAUCGAUAAACUUUGACAUCAAAAUCUACAAGUUAAUAAGCAAUCACAGAAUGAAUUUCUUUUUGUAGACCCUAAUA